AUGGAUCCCGCUCCGCACCUCAGCACUCUGCCCGCAGAGAUCUUGCAGCUCAUCAUUGACCAGACACAUCCCUCGGGCCACUGGCCUCUUGCGCAAACAUGCCGGUACCUGUAUCAAAACAGCGAACGUGUUCUCAAUCUUCACCGCGAAGCGUACCGAAAUUUUAGAAUUACAUCAGAUCUGGACCCAAUAACCGUUUUCAACCUCCUCUGGAGUGUUUUCAGCCAUGGCGUCGCCCAUAUCGAUGCGUGGCACGUCAGGGAGUUCGAGGUUUGGGGCGAAAGGGACCCUGGCUGGGGAGAGGACUCGGAAGCGGACUCUGACAUAGAUGAGGACUCAGAAGUGGACUCGAACCCUGACGAGGCUCUACUCGAUGAAAGGAGCGAGGCGCUUCCUUGGUCGCCUCCCGAGUUUGAUAUCGAUUACUUCUGCGAGGAACUGCUGAAGGUACCGGAUUUCUUUCCCAAGACCGACGAACAGCAGUGGGGCGAACAUGUCCGUUAUGGGCUAGAGACUGGCCGCGAGACCAUCACUAAAAGCCUCAUGCUGGUCCAUCUGCCGCGAAUCAGGGCAAUACGCUGUGCUAAGGCUGGUCGAGAAAGGCAUCCAUGGGUUGAGAUGCUAUGUGAGUAUAUCUACUGGUGCAAAGCUGCUGGGACAUGGCUGCCAGGAUUGGAAACGCUUGAAAAGGUAUUUGUCUCUAUCCCCCCCGAUGGUGGGUAUCGAAGAUUGAAUACUGGUCCAGAUGAGUUCGCCGCUCUACUAUGUCUCCCGAACUUGUCUGAAGUAUACUUCGCGCACCUGGAUGGAGACUUUGAGCUUUCUGAUCUGGGCGUAGAUCUGUUCACCAACGGCCCUCAAGCCCCAUUCGACAAGACAUCACCCGUCCGGACCAUUAUUCUUGAUCAUCUAGAAAAUAGCCUGAGCAAAAAGUUGAUAAGCUUUCUAGCUAAGAUGCCGCAUGCACUUCAAAAUAUCGCCAUCCGCUUCCAAGUCAUUUACGAUCAUGAGGAGCGUUCACGAAGUGCGGCGUCAUUGGCCGAAGCCCUCUCCGAGCAUCAGUGCAAAUCCCUACAGCGGGUUUGUUUCGACGCCGACAUAUUCCCUGACUGGCCAUUCUUCAUGCCAGGCUUAGACCUAAAGGUUAUGCGCUUAUUUGAUGACCUUCGAGUGGUUAAAUUGGACUGGCCCGGUGUGGAAAUGAGCCUGGCCGAAAGUGAUGAGAACUUGCCCCGAGAAGAGCUUUUGGACCGACUGUAUAGGCUUUUUCAACUCUGUCUUCCGAAUAAGAUGGAGAUCUUAGUGCUCAACCUUUUUGAAGAAACUGCCGGUGUGUUGUUGACUGGUGAGCUUGCUCGAGGCAAUCGCGACAACUUGGGAUAUGUCGACGAGGCAAUUGAGGCAGCAAUUAAGUCGACGCGAUAUGACAAUCUUAAGGCUGUCAUGCUGGGCUAUAUUCAAAUAUCUCUGCAACACACUGCCGGUGGCGAUUGGUAUUUCCCCAAGGCCGUUAAAGCGGCAGAAGAGAGGGGAAUCUACAUUGGCCUGAAAGGAGACGUGCCACCACCCGGGCUCGGCCUCGAUGGCACUUUCGUGCCAGUUCCGACGAGAAGUUGCAUGGUGACGGGCAGGCUUAGGACAGAGUAA
Clonostachys byssicola is the source of this 1647-nucleotide messenger RNA. The record is from the annotation of a GenBank genome assembly. NCBI's taxonomy places the organism in Eukaryota, Fungi, Ascomycota, Sordariomycetes, Hypocreales, Bionectriaceae.